AUGGGGAAAAGCUUUAUGGUUCAAUGCCGCGGGCUGCCGUGGACUUGCACUGACGACGAGUUGAAAAAGUUCUUUGGAAGUGGGUUCCGCUGAAUUCUUGCGUUUUUAUUUUGAUGGUUUUAGACAAAGGGAUCGAUUUUGUUGAUAUCCCUAAAAGGAACGGGAAAUCCACUGGGGAGGGACUUGUUUGCUUUAACAACGAAGACGAUUACAGACAAGCUCUGAAGAAGGACAAGGAUUACAUUGGGACAAGGCGAGUUUAAUGAAAAUUCUGUCCGGAGAAUUGAUUUUUAUCCUUCAUGUUUUCAGAUUCAUCGAAGUUGGGCCGAUGGAAUCUUCUCGGCGACCGCGGGAGGAUCGCGAAGAGCGUCGCGAAUCUCGACGCGAUCGUCGCGACAGCGAUAGGUACGCAAUUUUCAUUAAUAAUUUAGGUUUUUAUGUAUUUAUUUUUGUGAUAUUCAAUUUUUCGACCUCUUGAAAUUCACACUGUUAUAAAAUACAAAUUUUCAGCUCCUCUCGAUUUUUUUGAUUUUUUUAGAGAAAAAUAUUUUUAUUUGACAUUUUUUUCUUCUUGUUUUUUUGCGUAAAAAGAAAAAAAUGUUCUGUUGUAAAAAAAUGUUCAGAAGGCUGUUUUUUUAUCGUAAACUACUGAAAAAUUUGAAACAGAAAAAUCGAAUUUUUGAGUAUUCCAUCAGAAAUAUUCCAUUUUACCUUUAAAAUAAAUUCAAAAAUCUGUCAAAAAAAUUUGUCUACAUUCACUAUUUUUUUUGAAUUUUUCAGAUACGAGCGUCCUCCACGCAACUACCGUCCUCCAAAUGGUUUUUGCUACAAAUCAAAAAAAUCAGAAAGUUAUUUAUAUUUUCCAGACGGCCGCCCAUUGCCGCCAUACAAUGGCGAGGGUAUCGUCCGUCUGCGUGGAAUCCCGUUUUCCACGCAUUUCCGGGACAUUAUCGAUUUCUUCUCACCGCUUCAUGUUGUUCGGGUUCGUUGGCUGAAGAGAGAAAAAAAUAUGAAAAAUCUAAAAUUUAUAUAAUUUCGAAUAAUGUUCCAGUUCCAUAUAAUAAUUUUUCUAGCGCCAUAAAAAAAUGAUAUACAUUUUUUUCAGUGUUUUAUUUUUUUAUUUUUUUUAUCUUGUCUGGUUUUUUUAUUGAAGCAAGCUUUGUCAAGAUUUCGAAAUUUUUCUGAUUUUAUAGUUUUUUUAUUUGUGAUGAGAGAUCAAUAAUCUGUUGUAAAUCUUCUGAAAAACGUAGAUUUUUUUGAAUUUUUUUGUUGUUUCUCUGAAAAAUAAUCGCGAUUUUACGUGAGGAAGGUCGGAAUUGAAGAUUUGACAUUUGAAUAUUCCUUUCAAAAAUUCCACAUUUUUUUGAUUAGUGUUGAUCUUUUUUUCAUUGAAGGGAAGAGCUGUAUUUUAUUUUUUUUAUAUUUUUUUAUUUUUAUAUUUAUUGAAUUAUACAAUCGAUAAUUGCUUUUUUUGUUCAGUUCACUAAUUUAAUCGACUAGGCGAUAAUAGAGAUCUUUUGAUGUAAUGAUAAAUAUAUUUUCCAGUUUAUUACCUGAAAAAAAAAACAUUUCCAGCACGGCGUUCUGCUACCGAACCCUGACUUGGCGGCCAGAAGAAACGGCGAGGCUUUCGUCAUUUUCGACAACGCCGAAUCGGCCAAUCUUGCUCAGAAUCGUCACAUGAAGAACAUCAAACAUCGGUAAAUCAACUUUUCGGGUUUAGAUUCGCAGGGCUGGGAAUGGCUUGAAAAGGGUUUUGAGGCGUUCGGUGGCUUCCAGCAUUUUGCGAGGAGAACGAAGAGAUUUUUUGAAGGGAAGAAGUGGGAGGUUGAGCUCUUGAUGUCAGAUUUUAGAAGGGAAUGGCGAAAAUUAGACAUUUUCGUGUUUUAGGUGUCAUUUUAAUAACCUAGUGUUCUUAGAAAGAGCUCAGACUUUUCCAUCAUCAAGCUUUUUUUAUUUAUGGGAGAGUCUGACUUAGAGUGUGAUGUGAAGCGGAUCAGAAGAAAGGUGAAAGACUACGGUAAGGGUCGUAGCUAUACCUUUUAUGAGGAAAAGUUCAAGUUUCGGGAGCUUAACGGAUUUUUUUGCUCACAAUCUCUUAAAAAAUUUCAAUGAUGGAUUAUUCAUAAACAAAUUGUAUCCAACAAAAACACGAUAAGUUUAUUUUGAAUCCGAAAGGACGGGACUUUUUUGAAGAUGUCUGCGGCAAUAUCCGAUUCUAGUUUUGGAAUAGGGAUGAAAACAAUUGGCCAGGAUUUUCGUUGUAAAAUUCCUUCACUGGAGUUUGGUGUGCAGCGGAUCUCCUCAAUGGAAUCAGGGCUUUUUAAUUUUACUGAACAGCUGAAAGUUGUGAAAAAUUGGUCAAAUUUAGACAGAGAAGUUUGUUGGAGACCAUGUAGUAGGAUUUGAAGUUCAAAAGUUUAAUACUGGUAAAGUCUUGGAAGCUUGUAAAGCAUUUCAGCAAAACUUCAGCUUUAAAUUCUCUUUUCUUUAUUUUUUUUUAUAGGCUCGUACGACAAUUUUUGUGUUUAGUUUCGUGAUGAGAAAAAUGAAGUUGGGUGUGAAACGAAGAAACUUUUUCAAAAAUUGACGGAGUCUCGGAUUAUUAUGGUGUUGGUGGUGUUCGGUAAUGCAGAGUUCCAGGUACAUCGAGGUGUUCACGGCGACCAUGGACGAGCUGAUGAUGUUCUGCGAAGACAACGACGUCAGACCGCCCUUCCGACCUCCAUCCGGCGGCGGCGGCUAUCCGCCUCAGAACAGCAUUCCUCCCUUCGCCAACGGACCUCCUUCCUCUGGUCCAGCUCCUUACGGCCGCGGCCCUGAGCCUGGCUACGGAGGUCGUCCGGACGGCUACGAGGCCAGCUACAAGUCUCGUCCGCCCUACGACUAUGAGCCCUAUCCUCCAGCUCCUCGUCGUGACGAUCCUUACGCCGCCAAUGCGCCGGCCUAUCCGGACGCUUACGAUCGUCCUCCGCGUCCUCGACCAGACGCCUAUCCGCCGGCGAUGGGACGAGACCCGAGAGACCUCCCACGCGAACAGUCAAGAGACCCUCGUGACGGCUAUCCUCCGUCCAGACCGGCCUACCCUUCUGACUCCUACGACCGUGGAGCGCCAGCCUAUCCGGCUGCGUAUCCUGCCCCGAAAGACGACUACGCUGAUCCUCCGAGACGCGACCCGGAUGUCUACUAUGGGUCCUUUGAGAGAAGACCUGGUCCGCCAGAGCCGGCCAGAAGAAGCUAUGAAAGUGGGUACGACAAUUGGAGAGCUGGCGACAAUUACGGACCACCGCCGCAGCCGAAGGAAGAUCCCUGGGGAGCGGAUCCGUACAGUGGGGGACCGUCUUACGAUCGCCUGCGGCAGCCUUACGCCCAAGAGGACGUGGGCGGUCCGAUGCGACGUGGUGAGGACCCUCGCAUGAAGGCUGGGGCGGACCCUUACGAGCGGCCGCCGCCCAGGGACUGGCGCUAUGAUAGAGAUGAGCGCGAUCGUGGGGACAACAACGGGAACGGGCCUAAGCUCAUGCUCAGAAUGCGUGGCGUGCCGUUCAGAGCCGACGAGGCUGAGCUCUACGAGGUUGGUUAUGUUAAUGUCAGGGAAAAGGAGAUUUUUGGCUGGUGUUUGAGGGAGAGUAGCGUGUUUUGAACCUUCUAAGAAGGAUAGGUGACCGGCAUAAAGUUGAAAAAGAUUUGAAAGGUAUUUCGGAUAGUUUGAUCUCGAUAUUUUGGUGGCCAAUCUUCACUGGUGAUGAAAGUUUAAAAGGAAAUGAGAUCAUAGGAUUUUUGACUUUAUGACUUUUUCAGUUGGAAAUUUUUUUUAAUUAGACCAGGCUAGGUUAUGCGAAAUAGAGGUUUUAGCAAGACAUUUAAGAAAUCUUUGAUAGAAUAUUGAUGCAUAGAAAGGAACUAUAAAAAAAUAUUUCGCGGAAAAACUGUAGUUUACCUCGAAAAAAAUUCCAACUUUUACCUUGAAUCUGGCAAAAAAACAUUUAAGAACUCUUGGGACAGGACAGAAAAAAAGGUUUGUUUUUUUGGAUUUUUUUCUUCAUGAUUUCCUGAAUAAACUUCCCUUAAAUGACUUUAUAAAUUUAACCUUUCGAAAAAUUAUUGAAAAAUAGUAAUUUUGCGGGAAUAUGAUGGCAUUGGAGAGGUAUCAUAAAACUAUAUUUUUAAAUGAAUUUACUUCAAUCUGUCACACACGAAUGAGCUUUGUAACGUUACCAAGGUAGUUGGUGCGGGAUAUAACAUUUGGUGAAAUGGGCCUCAUUUAGUGGUUCUGUUUUAUGAGCUUUUUUUCAUGACUUGGGUGAUAAAUAGGUUUUUGGAAUUCUUAGCAUUUCCGAGAUGAAUUUUUUACUACUUUGAAUGAGGGAAAGGUGUUUUGUGACAUGUUGAAUAAUCGGAAAUUUGAUGGUUUUUUCAUGACUCUAGAGUUUUGAGGUUUAUGAUAAUUAUUACAAUAAAAUUUCAAGGGCUGAUGAGUUUGGAUCGAGGUAUUUUUGAUGCGUCUUUUAAGUUAAUUAUUUUUACUCGGAGCUUCAGAAUUUGAAGGAAAAUUGGAAUUGAACAAUUUCGUAAUGAAGAUCUUUAACUUCUAAAAAGGAUAGAAGGGGCUGUUUUUGAAAAAUAGGGUUCGAACUUUUCGGCAAUUUUUUCGAAUUCGAAGUAUGUAGAUUUUUUGUUAAGUUCAUGAAACUACUAGAUUUACUGUCACUAGAAAAUUUGGAUGUUUUUCAGAAUUUACAGUAUUCUUUAAAAGGGAAAUGAUUAUUGACAAACCUUGAGGGCUUUUAAAAUAUCUGAAAAAGGCGUAAUUUUUUUUUGGGUAGAAUGGAAACCUUGUGAAUUUGUUGGUGAAAGUUUGGAGAAGGAACUAGAAAAUUUUUGUAGAAUAAAUUACUUUUUUGGUGGACGUUUUAGUGUAGUUGUUUCAAUUCGGAAAACGCGGUACCUUGGCGAAUUUCUAAGCUUUUAGAUUUAUUUUUUUAAUAAAUUUUUUUCUUUUUUUGACCUCAGUUUCAAAGCUUUUAAAACACAUUUCGGGUAACUUUUUCUCGUCAUAGUUCAAUUUCUGAAUUCGAAUCCGAGCUAGGAGGAAAAAUUAGAAAAAUUUAACGGCUAAGAAUAUUUGAUACUUCGUCGUUAUUAUUUAUAUUCAGUUUUUGCACCGUGUCGCCCGUCGCGUAUAGAAAUCCUCCGCGAAACGAACGGACGUCCCAGCGGAGAGGUUGAUCCGAAAUCUAGCAUAUCUUGAUUGAAAUUGUGAUUUUGAGGCUCGAGUCGAGUUUUCGGAUCGCAAGGAUUACGAUUCGGCGUUGCUCAAGGACAAGCAGUACUUGGGUUUGUUUUUGAAAAAAAAAAUUUCACUUUUUGCUUCAUUUAAGCUUAGGAGAAAAAAUAAAACUUGCUCAAAAAUCCAUCGGAAUUGCUUCAAAAUGAAAUUAGUACUGUUUUGGAGCUAUUUUGGCGCCUAAUCUACACUAUUUUGCUCCUUUUUCAUCAAAAAAUUUUUUAAAAAUAUUUUCACUCUAUUUCUUCCCGAAGAACGGUCCGUAUAGCCAUAUUUUUUCGCUCUUUUAUCCAUUUUUUUUUCAAAAUUGAAACGGAGUCAAAAUGGUCGGGACUGUUUAGAAACCCCAAUGGGAAUGUUUGUAUAAGCGCGUUUGUGAUCGAUUUGGCGCGCCUGGGAAUUUUUCCCUCAUUUCUCGGUUUCUCGGUGAACUUUUAGCGUUGAUCAUCAGUUUUUUUGAUAGUCCGUCAUUGGCAUGAUUUGAAGUUCGCGCUUUUACAAAAUUCGACCGGUGCGAACGCUUAUAAAAAUGCGUCCGUUUUCUAUUGUUAAUUGAUAAAAAAAGCUUUUCUUAAUCUUAUCUUUUUCACUCUUUUUGGCUAAUUUUUUUAAGUUUUGUUUUUUUCCCCUAUUUUUCCUUUUGAACAAUUCAAUAAAGUACUGCGACGAAAUUGAUGAAUUCAUAACGAUGAGUUUUUUUAUUGCUUGAAAAACUUAAGCUUCUCAUGAAGAGAUUCUAAAAACGAUUUCAUACAGUUCAUAAUUCUGUAAUAAACUUGAAAUCAGGGGAAAAAAAUAGAUUGAAUUCAACCCAGCCUAAACCCAAAUGGCGCAGAACAAGUCUGCGCCUAAUUUGGGACAAAAUAAACCUUGAAAAAUGGUUUAACAGAAGAUAUUGCCGAAAAUAAGAAGGGGCAGCACUAUACUGAUUGGACAGCGAUAUACAAAAAAUUUUUUGAUUUUAAAAGAAUAAUGAAAAUUUAAAAAAAUCCCGUAUUUUAAUAUUUUGCAAUGGAGCACAAAAAAAUCGGUCGUAUUUUAUAAGCGGUCGCAUGAGUCGUAUUUUUUUAAACGCCCGCAUGUCGUAAAUUUUCAAAAAAAUUCCCUUUUUUUCAGCCUUUAAAACUUUUUUUUUUCAUUUUAACUGACAUUUUGAUUUUUUUAGUUGACAUUGAGCUCUAAGAUUUUUCUCAAAUUCUUCCUAACUAAAUUUUUAUUUACCGUUUUUUUGAUACUUUUCAAAAAGAAUAGAUUUUUUUCUGUUUCAGCUUUGUCCAGUCCAUUUUUUCAAAUUUGUGGUCAACUUGGAUCCUUGAAGACUUUUUUUAUCUUGAACAUUUUUUUUCUCUUUUUUUCGCGAUUUCCUAAAGAUUUCCUUUCAUUUUUUUCACCUCAAAAAUCCUCAUUAUCACUUCAAUAAUUAUCAAUUUUUUCAGGUUCUCGGUACAUUGAGCUCUUCCCGGACUACCCCUACCGCUACUGA
Molecule: messenger RNA, 6770 nt
Organism: Caenorhabditis auriculariae
Lineage: Eukaryota; Metazoa; Nematoda; Chromadorea; Rhabditida; Rhabditidae
Source: the annotation of a GenBank genome assembly